AUGAAUGGAAUGGCAUAUAAAACUUUUCAAUACUAUUCUUAUAAGGACUUAAAAUCAUUGUAAGAUAUUCUGAAAAUUGAUUCAAUUGGAUUUGUAAAUAUUGAUGAAGAUGAAUAAAUUAUUGAAUAUGAAAUUGAUCGAUCCAAAUGUUUAAAAUUAAGCGAUCUCAUUUUAAUGAUUAACCAAGGGUUUUUUGAAAUUUAUUUAGGACAACUAUUAGGCUUAUUUCUUGAUCUGUUAAGAAAAGUGAUAUCAUUAAAAAAUUAACAUAGCAUUGAUCAUUAAUAUCUUGAUGAAAAUAGAAUUUGGUUGGUAUUCCAAGACUCAAAUAAAUGUAUAAAUUUUGAUUACUAAAAAAUUGAAUACAAAAUUGUAUUUACAGGAUAUCAAUGUUAACUAUACGAGGAAAGUUCAGAAAUAAAAAUACCUGCAGAAUAGAAAGUAUAAAGGAUUAUUAAGGAUAUAUUAAUUAAUUUCAAGAAUAAAAAUACUUUUAUUAAUUCUUCUGAAAAAGAUAAAAUCAUUAAAUUCAUUUAUGAUCCAAUCAUUUAAGAAUGUGAUAAAAUGAAUAUUUAAAACACUCUAAAUUUAAUUCUAGAGAUUUUAAAUAAAUUUAAGUUCAACAGUGAAGAAUAGACUAUUGCAAUAGAUCAAGCCAAAAUUAAAAUUGACAAAACAAAUUUAUAUUUCGUACAAAAUAGUUUUAAGGAUUUCAUUGAAAAUUUAAAAGGAGAGAGUUCAUUUAUUUUAGAAACUUUCCUAUUUUUUCAGUUAAAAUCAUUUACAAAUAUGCUUGAUAGAAAGGUUAGUGGAUUUCUUAAAGCUGGUAAAAAGGAAAUUGAAAAAGGAUUGUAGAUGAUGAAAUAAUUCUAUGAGAAAUAUUAAUGCUCCUUUGAGAAGAAUAUAUAAAGUAUUAUUUAAACAUAAUUUGAAAAUAUUUUAAAGUAAUAAUUGGAAAAUUAUAAAUUUGAGAUUUCUGAAGAGGAAAAAUUAGAAUUAAUUACAAGCAUAUCAAAUAGAAUUUUGAAUAUGAAAUUGAAUAAAUACGUUUAUAAUUCACCACAUUAUUUUAUAAAAGCAGAUACAAAAUAAAUUUUAGAAUAUCAAAUUAAUUUAUUUUCUACAUUAUCAGAAAGUAUAAUUAAAGAAGAAGUGGAACUAUUAAUUGAUUUAAAAAUAUUAUAGUUGAUUAAUGAAUUGAUUUGA
Molecule: messenger RNA, 1206 nt
Organism: Paramecium tetraurelia
Lineage: Eukaryota; Ciliophora; Oligohymenophorea; Peniculida; Parameciidae
Exons: 2
Source: RefSeq, a predicted model, not a curated record